Lolium perenne is the source of this 2102-nucleotide messenger RNA. RefSeq lists its product as uncharacterized. Gene Ontology annotation, molecular function: protein kinase activity; chitinase activity; ATP binding. Gene Ontology annotation, biological process: protein phosphorylation; carbohydrate metabolic process. Lineage: Eukaryota; Viridiplantae; Streptophyta; Magnoliopsida; Poales; Poaceae. Gene Ontology annotation, cellular component: extracellular region. The record is from RefSeq and is a predicted model, not a curated record.
AUGCCGGCGAUGCCGCCAUCUUUCACAAUGCCCGCCAAGCUCGCCAUCCUCACGACCUUGCUCUUCACAGCGUCCGUCCCCGCCGUGGCGGCGGAUGACUCCGUCAGCAUAGCCAUCUACUGGGGGCAGAACGUCAGCGAGGGCACGCUGAGCGACACGUGCGGCACCGGGCUCUACACCUACGUCAACCUCGCCUUCCUCUCCACCUUCGGCGCCGGCCGGGCUCCGGUCCUCGACCUCUCCGGCCACUGCGACGCCCCCUCGGGUUCGUGCGCAACCCUCGCCGCCGACAUCGCGUCCUGCCAAUCUGCCGGCGUCAAGGUGCUCCUCAGCAUGGGCGGCGGCGCUCUCGGGUACAACCUGUCCUCGCCCUCCGAAGCGCAGAACGUGGCUGCCUACCUCUGGGACAACUUCCUCGGCGGCACCGGCACCACCGCGCCCCGCCCGCUCGGCGCCGCCGUGCUGGACGGCAUCGACUUCGACAUGGAAGCCCCGUCCAGGUACUACGACAACCUCGCCAGGAACCUGAACUCGCUCUACGCCAGCGCCAACAGCGAGAAGAAGUACCUGCUCACCGCGGCGCCGCAGUGCCCGUUCCCGGAUGCGUCCCUUGGAGGCGCGCUCGGCACGGGGCUGUUCGACCACGUGUGGGUGCAGUUCUACAACAACCCGCCGUGCCAGUUCGCGCCUGGGGAUGCGAGCGCGCUGCGGAGCGCGUGGCAGCAGUGGACGGCGGCCCUGCCGUCGGUGGCCGUGUACCUCGGCCUGCCGGCGUCGCCGGAGGCCGUGGGAAGCGGAUACGUUAACGCGGACACGCUCGUGUCGCAGGUGCUGCCGCUGGUGGAAGAUUCGCCCAACUACGGUGGCGUAAUGCUGUGGAGCCGCUCCUACGACAAGGACGCUGGCUUCAGCGUGAAACUGCAGAGCAACCUGCAAAAUCGGAACAGAGGGGACGGCGCAUCCACGCAUUACAAAAGGAGAAUCUAUACCAUAGUAGGAAUCGUCGCUGGCGUAUUCCUGCUGCUCCUCCUUCUUACCACUUGCUUCCUGUGCCAUAAGAAAUACCGUGCAGGCUUGUCACCUCCUGAAGAGGAACCAACGAGCUCUUCAAAGGCAGAAACACCUCCGCCAAAAUUGGGAGCCUAUCCUCCGAAAAGAUACACUUAUUCAGAAGUCGAAAGAAUGACCAAAACAUUCGCUCACAAGCUCAGCCAAGGCAGCCAUGGCGACGUUUACAGAGGCAACCUGCGUGACGCGCGCCAGAUCACCAUGAAGGUUCUGAACAACUGCAAGGGCAGCAACAAGGAUUUCGUGAGCGAGGUGGCGGGCAUCGGUGGGAUUUCCCAUGCCAACGUUGCUCCUCUGCUGGGGUUCUGCCUGCAGGGGCCGACGAGAGCUCUGAUAUACGAGUACAUGCCCAAUGGCUCGCUCGAAAGCUACGCUCUCAGCAAGAGCGGUGACUCCGUAGACGAUAAUUACUCGCUAUGGUUGUACUGGGAAAAAUUGUUCGACAUUGCUUUGGGCGUCGCGAAAGGGCUCGAGUAUCUCCACGAAGAGAUCAACCCCAACGGUGCGCGUAUCAGCAUCAAGCCCCGGAACAUCCUGCUGGACCAGGAGCUGUGCCCAAAGAUUUCUGAUGUCGGUGUGGCAAAUCUGUGUCUGUCGAAAGAGAGCAACAAGACAUCUGCUCGUGUUGCCAGGGAGAGAGAUGUCUAUGAUGCGCCUGAGGUUGUAUCCAGGAAGUUCGGACCAGUCACUAGCAAGUCUGAUGUAUACAGCUAUGGCGUGAUGGUCCUCAAGAUGGUCAGGGCGAAAAGGCAUGUCAAGGUUGGUGCUGAGACUACCAGCAAGUAUUUCGCCCAGUGGCUCUACGACCACCUGGAUCAGUUCUGUAGCAGUAUCACUGACAUAGGCGGUGACACGAGAGAGCUCGUGAGGAAGAUGAUCAUAGUCGGAUUGUGGUGCACGCAGACGGCAGCCGCAAAUCGGCCAUCAAUGAGUAGAGUUGUCGAGAUGUUGGAGAGUAGCAGCCGGGACCUGGACUUGCCUAGAAGAAUCUCUGCAGAUUCUUAGUAAGAUGCUGACUAUCAGACUAUGGUGAU